AUGCCCACGGCCGACGCCUCCACCCCUGUCUCCGAAUUGCUUAAGGAUAUCGACGUCUUCAGCGUGCAGUUAUACAACAGCUUGUCGCGCAACCUGGACGCCGGCGACGGCUUCCUCGAUCUCUACAAGCGUGGCCCAACAACCUCCUGCCCAGGGGCAUCUCCGGGCGGAGAAGAGCAAAAAGUUCCCACCGGGCCGCAAGAUUUAGCAACGAUAAACUUCCUCCUCCGUUCCCCCCUCGUCGAAGUUCCACAGCAUCAACAACGACAUCAUUGCCCCACGCCUACUGAUCGUCACCUCGGCCUUCGUGCACGCACGUUCCCUCUACGUUGA
Messenger RNA from Rhinocladiella mackenziei CBS 650.93, 333 nucleotides. RefSeq lists its product as uncharacterized. NCBI's taxonomy places the organism in Eukaryota, Fungi, Ascomycota, Eurotiomycetes, Chaetothyriales, Herpotrichiellaceae. The coding region runs from base 1 to 333 and encodes 110 amino acids. The transcript has a single exon. The record is from RefSeq and is a predicted model, not a curated record.